Messenger RNA from Penicillium bovifimosum, 255 nucleotides. RefSeq names its product NADH dehydrogenase [ubiquinone] 1 beta subcomplex subunit 3. The transcript has 2 exons. The record is from RefSeq and is a predicted model, not a curated record. Gene Ontology annotation, biological process: electron transport chain; mitochondrial respiratory chain complex I assembly. NCBI's taxonomy places the organism in Eukaryota, Fungi, Ascomycota, Eurotiomycetes, Eurotiales, Aspergillaceae. Bases 1 to 255 code for a protein of 84 amino acids. Gene Ontology annotation, cellular component: mitochondrion.
AUGCCCGCCCGUAACCCUACCGGUUUCGACAUUGCCCAGUUCAAGGCCGCGGCUUCCCCAUCUUCCGUAUGGGCCAAGCAGGACCCAUGGGCUCGCCAUGAGGCCUGGCGAUACACCGGCCCCUUUAGCCGUUUCAACCGUUUCAAGGGUCUCUUCCCCGGCUUCGGUAUCGCGACUGUCGCUUUCGCUGCCUACUGCACAUACGAGCACUUCUUCUUGAAGGACGACCACCACCACGGUGAUGCUCACCACUAG